AUUAAUGUAUACUAACUUUUGUACUGCUUUUCCCAGCACUGUAAUCUAUGUAAUAUAUGCUGCACAAAAUACACACACACACGUAAAUUUCAUUUCUCUUUCUUCUUCUUCUUCUGCCAUCAAACCCUAGCCCCAACAUACCCCCUGCCAUUUCCUUCUGAAAAUACCAUCACAAAAACAAACCCAUGUUUUCUUCCUUUUUAGAGCUUUUCUCACUCCACACAGAUAAACCCACCUUUUAAUUUAAUUCAAUAGUCUAUUUAUCUGAUGUAUAUAUCUAUCUCAAACCCUAUAUACUUUUCCUUUCCUAGCUCCUUUCCUCAAUACAUUUCUUUUUUUCAUUUUUACUAUUUUACUAUUAAUAUUUCCGCGGUCACAGUAGGCUAUUAGAUCAUAUACUACUUAAGUAAUUAAUAAUUUUUUUAUCUUGUCACAUAAGUGUAUAAUAAAGACCAGAACCAAGUUGAGGAUCUGUUUUGCUUUUGUGUUGUGAUUCACACGACACACACACUUACAAAUAGGGCUAACUCUUGGUAGAAGGAAAAGGAAAGAGAGAAAGCUUAUAUCAAACAAAAAUUCUCUUCCUUUUUUUUCUUCUCUAUAUCCUUUUGUACUUGUUCUUCUCACCAGGAAGAUUGGGUUAAUUUGCAUCCACAAUUUUCAUUUACUUUUCAGUUCCUCUCUUCCGCAAUCAACUUCUUCAUCUCCAUUUCAUUUUUAGUAGUGAAUUUUGAAGAUCGAUCGAGCUUAGCUAGCUGAAGUAAUUAUAAUUAAACAUCAUGUCAAGCUGCAUAGAUGUUGCAGUUGCGGAGCAACUUUGUUACAUCCCUUGCAACUUUUGCAAUAUUGUGCUUGCGGUGAGUGUACCAUGCAGCAGCUUAUAUGAUAUAGUGACGGUGAGAUGUGGGCACUGCACAAAUCUAUGGUCCGUCAACAUGGCCGCUGCCUUUCACUCCUUGUCUUCUUCCUGCCUGGAUGCCUCUGCUCUUCAUCAGACACUUCAGGCACCAAACUCCACCAAUGCUGCAACUCCUGAAUACAGGAUCGACUUUGGUUCCUCUUCUUCUAAAGCUCAUCAUCAUCAUCAUCAUGUUAAUACUACUAAUAAGAUGCCAACCAGACCAUCUGCUUUAGGCAUCCGCACUGAUGAUAGGAACGUUAAUCGCCCUCCCGAGAAAAGGCAGCGAAUACCUUCUGCAUACAACCAAUUCAUCAAGGAAGAGAUUCAGAGGAUCAAAGCAAGCAACCCAGAUAUCAGCCACCGGGAAGCAUUUAGUACUGCUGCUAAGAAUGUUAGUAUAUAUGCUUCAAAGUUUUUACAUUAUGUUUGGGACAAUUAUUAAGAUUAUUAUGGGUUUUGGUCUUGUGUUUGUUCUCUUUUUUUGUUGGGUUAACUCAAGUGGGCACAUUUUCCCCAUAUUCACUUUGGCUUGAUGUUGGACACCAGUGUUAACCACCCAUCCAAGGUAUAGUCCAGUUACAUUUAUUUACCUUUUACUUGGAAUUUAAAUUCUUCAGAAGGAUGCUUCAUACUACAUUCAUUCAUCUACCUGGUUAUUAGAAUAUUGAAAAUCAACUACUAUAACUUUUUCUUUUUUUUUUUUUGAGAGAAGGAAUACAUUAAACUUGCUGGAAUUGAUACUGCAUUUCAUGCACAUUGAGGAUAAAUAUAGCUUUAAUUUAGAACCAGGACCUAAUCUUAUUAUGUGACGGAAUGUGUAGUAACCAGAAUUCGUUACAAAAUGGAUAUGGUGAUGGAGUAUGUAUGAUCCCUCAUAUGUCCUAUUUACAAAGAACGCUUCUAGUGAAAAUCUCUCUUACAAAUAAAAUCGUAGGGAGUAGCUUACACUUAAAUUUCUUAGGCCUCGUUUAUUUUGAUGCACAAACAUAGUAAAAAUCCUUGUCCAAAAAAAAUUCUACUUUUAAGAUGUCUGCAUUUAGGGCUUGCUCAUGUAUUAUCUCAGGAUAGUGUAGACAAAGUCUGCAUUUUCAGUAAUGUAGCUGUGUAAUUUUUAGGUUAUGUCUCCUUCAAUAUACCAACAAAAAAAAGAGUGUAUACUUAAGAAAUAUUGAUGGUUUUUGGUAUUUAUUAUUAUUUUGUUUUUUUUUUUUUGGUAUAGGGUUCUGAGAAGCGUCUAAUGCCAAGGCCUGCAGUAAUGAAUAAAUAACGACCCAUCUCCAAGGGCAUGCAGCAAACCAAAUUGUUCUUGGAGUUUUCUCAAUGAUUUCCGAAGCAUAUAUUAUAUUUUCAACUGAUGAAGAAAACGUACCUAAGCUAUCACACUAUGAUCCCGUUGAUUUCCAUUUCGUACUUUCACAAACUCAGUUUCUUGAUUGUACUUUCUUGAAUUAAUUCUUGUUACCAUUUUCUUUUUGUGUGUUUUGUGCACUAUUAUUAUCAAUUAAGACUACUUAUUUAUUUGUUUGAUGGAAUUAUGGAAAUGAUUAUUAGUUAAUUACUCACCCUUCCAGUCUACUGGAAAGGGGUACGUAGAGGAAGUUCGUUUUUCUCUUCCACGUAACUUGUAUUUGUAAUUCACAUAUAUAAUUACCGGCGA
Oldenlandia corymbosa var. corymbosa is the source of this 2558-nucleotide messenger RNA. The record is from the annotation of a GenBank genome assembly. NCBI's taxonomy places the organism in Eukaryota, Viridiplantae, Streptophyta, Magnoliopsida, Gentianales, Rubiaceae.